AUGACGAACCCCAUCCCGGCGUGCUCUUCGUCAGGCCUGGUUGUCCACGCAACUCUCCCAGAAAUUCGCCUGGAGCGUUUUUAUUGCUUCCGGACGAGUCUGCAGCGGCUGCAGUAUGCAGGCUCGCAGCUACCUCCCUCCUCAUCGCCUUGCCGGAACUGCGAGAAGAAACGCGUGAAAUGCAUAUGCGAAAGUGUCGCCACCCAUGUGGGACGGACUUCCGCGUUUUCUCUCCUUGAAGCCGAGAAUGUUCGUACGCGUCUCGACGAAGUCCGCCAGCGCCUGAGUUCGAUUGAAAUCGCCGACUGGAAGCGCCACACAACCUCGACAGACUUGAUGAAACGCGUCGUGCCUACCAUUCGCGAGAAGGUCAAGGACAGCAUGGGCUUUGCGCCGGAGCUCGUGAUCAACUCGUGGGCGAAGCUGUAUGAGCUCCUGGUGCAGACGCCGGCGCUGCCGGCCGUGCGCGCCUCGCCGGCGGACGUCAGCGCGACGCAGGCCGGCAAAACCGUCAAAAGCGUGCAUCUCUGCGAGUGUCCCGGCGGAUUCAUCGCAGCGACAAACCACUUUGUCAAGACGAAAUCAAAAGGAUCUGUCGGGCAUGCAUGGCGCGCCGUUUCUCUCUCGCCGUACCACGAGGGCGGGAAUCCGUCCGAACUCCUCGACGACGACGUGCUGUUCAGGCAGACCGAAGAGCUCUGGAUUAAAGGCUUCGACGAAACCGGGGACAUUCUGAAGAAGAAAAACAUCGAGUACAUCUGGAAUCACACCUCCCGCGAGCCGCGGACGCGCGAAAACCCACAGCCCUUCGGGCUGGCCGACUUGGUCACAGCCGACGGUUCCUUUGAUGUGCAACACGCUCCCGAUUUGCAAGAAGAACUGACUGCGCCGCUGGUGUUCGCGGAAGUCGUCUGUCUCCUCGGGCUGCUCAACAUCAAGGGCACUGGCAUCGUCAAGAUGUACGGGCUCCUCUCGCACCAGUCGAUCUCCCUCUUAGCCAUCCUCAGCAUGUGCUUCAACCACGUUGUUUUGGCAAAGCCGUCCAUGAGUAGGCCAGGGAACUCCGAGCUGUACGCCGUUUGCUUGGAAUUUGUUGGGAUUCGAUCUUCCUUCCUCUCCGUUCUGUCGCGCCUGGUUGAUACGGCGCACGACGUCUUGGGGAAACAGGGAAAAGCUUUGAUUCCUAAAGAAUGGAUUCCUGAGGAGUUCCUCCGCGAAUGCUUCGAGGCUGCGAGCUUCUUCGCGUCACAGCAGAUCCAGCAGAUCGACAGAAACCUCAGCCUUUUUCACCACCUUGACAAAGCGGCUCUGCAGGCUUGCUACCAAAAACAGAGAGAGAGGGCGAACGACUUUAUUCGCAGACUCCACAUCGAGCCAAUAAAUUUCGCCGAUCGCAUCGUCAAAGACGUCCACUUCAUCACCUCGUGGGCGAAAAACCCCUUCACAAACUCAACGCGACGCGCCACCAGGCGCCGGGUUCAAGGCACUCUGGAGGACCGAGAGCGGUUUCACGAGCUUUUCGAGGGCCUCCAGGACUGCCGCAGACGCCAGUGGGAAGCCGCGGCGCAGGGCGAGGCCCCCGCCGACCGGCACGAAGAGCCAGAGAGAGGCGCCGGAAGCGGGCGAGAGAGCACAGGAAGAAGAAUUCCUCUAAUCAAGCCGGGCGCCGCAGUCGAGAUCGUCUGCCGCUUCGUGGAGGCGAGGCAACGACAGGCAGAACGAGAUGGCGUGGCUCCUGAGGAGCCGGCGUCGCUCGCGGAGUUCCUCGAAAUUCUACCUGUCUUGGGGCAAGGCGGCUCUCUCCACGACGAGCAAGACGCGGAGGAGGCACGUGGAACUCCGACCGCGAUGCAAACGCCAAAGCGCGCGCCGCUGUGGGCGAAUCUUUUCGGGCGCCAGUUGAAGCCGCGGGCGUCGGCAAGCGCGCGGCCGCAGGCGGCGGAGCGCCACGGGAGCGAUUUGUUGUCCUUCUUCGCAGAUAUUUCGGGCCAAGGCGCCGCGAACGACAAAGGGACUCCUUCCGCGGCGGAGGGCAGCGACGAAGAAGACGAGAAAGAAGACCCCGCCGAGCGCGAACAGCGCGAAGAAUGGGUAAAAGAGCUCGGCGAAGGCCUGGCGCGGAAGGACUACCUGAGACCUCGGAACGUGUGGAUCACACCCGCCAUCGCCAUUCGUCCCUACGCUGUCCGGCUCUCCCGCUUCGCAGAUGACCAGCUCAUGGCCUUGCUGAUGGAGAAGCGCCUUCGUCUACCUUUCAUCGUGCCAUAUUUGCCGGCGGACUACUUGGCGACGGAGGCAGGCGCGGCGUCUUCUGUGCCGUCGCCCCUCGCGCUGCCGGGCAGCUCCACCGCGGAUCUCGCGCUCGCGCUGCUGCAGCUGGUUCCCAGGCCGAGGGCGACUUUGCGCAGCGAGCCGGGGAAAGCAGCGGAGCCCGGAAAAGCAGCGGAGCCCGGACGCGACCAGCACCUGGCGCCGUGGAGAGAGGCUGUUGAGCAGCGCUACCGCGCGGGCUACUUGGAGUUGACCUUGGGGCGCGAGACGGCGGAGAGAAACGGAUCUACGACGGGCGCCGCAGCAAACGCGGGCGCCGAGCGGCGCCCAGGCGUCCUCGGAGAUCUCUUCCAGCGCGCCGGGGUCCGCGUCCCGGGAGUCCAGCUGGACAACGGCGGACGCGCAGGAGGGGAAGAGGCCGCGGCGCGAGAGUCGCAGCGCGCGCCCGACGAGGAGUCCAUCCACUCGGCGUCCUUCUUGGAUGAUUUCCGCGAGCUGGCAUAUGGCGGAGAGGCCGCUAGGAGGAGCGCAAGCGACGCGCCACACGCGGACGCGACCGACGAGGACGGAGCCUGGCGUCUCAACUUGUUAGCCGAAUGCGAGAAAGGCACCAAGAGUGCACAGCUGCUGCAGCGCCGGCGCGACGGGAGUCCCUGCGCAUGUGGCCUCGUCUACGCCGACGUCACUGGUCAGGCUCGCAGCUCGGCGCCGGCGGCGCAGCUGCGUUUUCUUCUGUCCUCUCCUUCCGCUUCGGCGUCUGAAACUUCUUUCUUCGAAACGCCUCCGGACGCGGUCGCGGACAGCGAGUUCGCUGAAUUGGCGGAGGCAGAGAUGGUCAGCAAAGUCCUCCUAGUCGGGGCGCUUCUCGAAGCCUUGAACGCACUGGAGGCGAACGGCGACCUGGUGCUGCGGCUCCACUCGUCUUACACGCGCUUCACAGCGACGCUGCUGCUUCCGCUCGCCUCUGCGUUCUCGAACGCCUCGCUCUUCGCGCCUGACUCGAUGCCCUCGUGGCGGAAUGAGCGACUCUUCCUCGGGCACGCCCUCCGCCCUGCAGAGGCGGCGCUCGCCAGGCGGCUCCUCGCGGGCGUUUGGGACGCGCUAGUCGACCUGCGCCAGAAACAGCCUAGCAGGCGAGAAUGCGCGAGACAAGGCCUGGAAGACGCUUCCAUCUGGACUCUUUCGCAGUGCCUCAGCGCCAAACUCUUCACAGGGCCGCCUGCAGUCUACUGGCUGUGCCGAUGGAAUGAUGCUUUCCUUCGCCGGCAAAUCCGAGACGCGGACCGCCGCCUUUCCUUGCUCACUCUCGCCGCGCGCGAGCUUUCUCUUUCUCCGUCGCCGCGGGAAAGUCUCGCUGCGGAGGCCGCGACCGACGACGGCGCGCAGCCGGGCAAGCGACAGCGUGGAGAGGAGGAGAGUCGAGCGAAGAAGAUGCUGAAGACUGCGGAGGAGCAUGACGCUUUGCGGCGCGAAGAAGACGUCUCGUCCGCAGAGACGGAAAGUCUCGAGAUCGUGGAGGGCGGGCGCGCGGCUCCUAGCACGCGGGAGGCCGUUGCGGCGGCACUUCUGCUUCACGAGAGGAAGGAGAAGCGAGAAAAAAUAGUCGUGCGGUUUCUGGAGAAACUCGGCGUAGCGGAGCUCCUCCUCCCCGAGGCCUCGCCCUACCGCCGCUUUGUUGCCCGGAAGGCGAAGACCCGCGCAGAGACAGAGGCGCAGGCGGAGGCGGAAGGACCACUCAGCGAGAAGGCGCCCGCCGCAGGAGGCGAAAAAGCUCUGCCAGUCAGCGACGCGGAGUCGGGCUUAACUCGGCGGCGAGCAGACAGAGAUCCCGCGUGGGGCGGACUGACCUUUUUUUCGCUCGAACAGAUCUGCAAGUCAGCCGUCGGCUUCGGCAUCCAGCCGUCCGAUCAAGAGGCACUCUGGCGCGAGGAGGCGAGCUAG
Molecule: messenger RNA, 4212 nt
Organism: Besnoitia besnoiti
Lineage: Eukaryota; Apicomplexa; Conoidasida; Eucoccidiorida; Sarcocystidae
Product: ribosomal RNA large subunit methyltransferase J protein
Exons: 19
Coding region: 1-4212 (1403 amino acids)
Biological process (GO): 7-methylguanosine mRNA capping
Cellular component (GO): nucleus; cytoplasm
Molecular function (GO): methyltransferase cap1 activity
Source: RefSeq, a predicted model, not a curated record